Messenger RNA from Pocillopora verrucosa, 1919 nucleotides. NCBI's taxonomy places the organism in Eukaryota, Metazoa, Cnidaria, Anthozoa, Scleractinia, Pocilloporidae. The record is from RefSeq and is a predicted model, not a curated record.
UUUACCUUCCGAGUUUUGUGGCGCAUGCAAGGGAUUUUCCAGAGGCACAGCGACUUCGAAACAGCCGUUAAGCACCAUUAUAGGCUGGUAAAUGGUGAUUAGGAUUUGAAGAACGUAAUAUUACGAGUGGUUUUAAAAGACGCAAACUUGCAUUGGGUAUUAUCUGACGCCAUUUAAAAAAAUACACCGCUGUUGACGCGACUUCUCGAGAAUUUUGUCAAAAGUGCACGAUGUCUAAGGGGCUGGAGAAAGUGGAUACCAUAAACAAUAUAAAAAAAGCUUGCAAAUUAUUUGAUUCUUUCGGCCUUUCAACAGAAGGCUUAAAUACACUAGAUGAGAUGAAAAACAAACUUCGUCAACAUUUAAAGGGGCUGGAAGAGACUUCGUCGCGAAAGAUUGGAAAGGCCUCCACAAUUAUUUUAGAAGCAAGAGCUGAAAACGCACGGAAACGGGAAGAGCUUCUGAGUCUUUUUUCCGGAGCCAAUGAACUUCUGAGUCACUUGAAUGCGACGGAGAAAGAGUCACGCCCUUCAACACCAGAUAAGGGGAUCAUUCGAGGGACGAUGGAACAUCAUAUCUCCCAACUUGAACAGGAAAAUUUCCGUAUUCUUGUUGCAGGAGACACAGGCUCUGGAAAAAGUAGCCUUAUAAAUCUGAUUCUUGGAGAGGAGAUUCUUCCGUCUGAGUUUCUUCCAGAAAACUCAAUCAUUUGUGAAUUGAAAUACGGAAAGGAACGUAAGAUUGUGUUGCACUAUAAAGAAGUCGACUCUAGGAAACAAAGAAGAAGACAGAGCGUCAGUGGUGAGGAACUACAGGAGUUAAGGAAAUAUGUUGGGGGUGCAAAUGAGAGAAAAGGCUCAAUUUAUGAAAAGAUUGAAAUUUACUGGCCGCACAAACUUUUUGAGAAAGGGAUCACCAUUGUUGACAGUCCUGGUAUUGGUGAAGAGGAAAGCAUGGAUGAAAUGGUUACCCAGUAUCUCACUCAAGCCUUUGCAUUUGUUUAUGUCAUUGACACUUCAAACAGUGGAGGAGUUAACAAAUACAGGAUUGAAAAGUUGCUGCAAGACACAAUGGAGAAAGUUUUUGAAAAAGGUAGUGAGAAUACGCCCUUGGAGCAUGUAUUCCAAUCCAACUGUGCUCUGUUUCUGUGCAACAAGUGGGAUCUUGUUCGAAGCAGUGAAAAAGCUAAUCCCGAUAAAGUAAAGGAAGACGUAAUCAUGAAGCUGAAGAAAUGUUGGCCAGGUCUUGUUACAGAGGAUCAAGUCUUCUUUAUGUCAGUUGAGGAGGCUAAACUGGCGGCGGAAUAUGGAAGAGUUAGUGCCGACUUUGGGAACUUCAUCAAUGGUACAAGAUCUAUGAUCUUGAACAGCUGCAAGACCAGACUGGAAAUUCACUGGAGAUCGCUUUAUCAUUGUCUUUCAUUGAUUUCCUACCGGGCAACCUGUUCACUGGUAAACGCUUCUAGAAAGAAGAACAAUGUCCAAAAGAAAAUGCAAGUAAUAAGUCAUCGCUUGGAUGUUCUAAAAGGACAACACCCAGAGCAUUUGAUUGAUCUUCACAAACAUAUGGAUGAUACCGUCCAUAGGGUAGUGGAGGCGCUCAUUGAGCAUCUCAAGUCGGAUGGUGUCCGAGACAGAUUUAGUAACUGGACCCAAGAUGAAGUUCCUAAAACAUAUGAUGAAAUGAGUAAUGGCAAGAUGAAUCAGAUAUUUCAGAAGAAGCUGAAAGAGAUUAUAGAUGAAUGGGAAAAAGACCAGUUCAAGAAUGAAAAAGAAUCCUUGGUGCAACAAAUUCGGCAUUGUUUUCAUUUUCUCGAGGUUCAACCCCGCAGUGUGAGAAGCGACGUCACAGGUGGUCUUAUCACUGUUCCUGGCGUCGAUCUUCCACCAGGAGGAGUCAGCAUCAUGGGAAGAAAUUGA